Molecule: messenger RNA, 641 nt
Organism: Acanthocheilonema viteae
Lineage: Eukaryota; Metazoa; Nematoda; Chromadorea; Rhabditida; Onchocercidae
Source: the annotation of a GenBank genome assembly
UUGUUGAUUUAUACUUACGCCAGCAAUGGGAAGACAGUCGACUUGUAUAUGAGGUCGACGAUCGAGAUGGGAUUGAAGAGGUGGUCGUGCCACAAAAUAGGCGUAUUUGGAUACCUGAUACGUAUUUCUCAAAUGGUCACGAUGUAAAUCAUGAAAAACGUCAUCGGACGGUUGUCGAACCUUCUGGAUAUGUUCGAUCUUCCGAAAUGCGGACAGUGACAGUACCAGUGGAAUAUAGCUCAAAAUAUCCGUUUGAAAAUACUCGAAUGAUUAAAUUACGAUUAUCAAGUUAUAAAUAUCCAAUUGAAGAUAUUGUCUAUUUAUGGGCAAAUUCACCGCCAACUGUGAUUCCGGUUGAAGUAUCGCAGGAAUUGUUAAACGGUUUUUAUGAAUUUAAAGAAGCAAUAGCUGAAGAUUGCGCUGGAAAUUAUACAAUUGGUAUAUUUUCCUGUAUCGAUGUUCUCAUAACAUUCACUGGUGCUUCAUCCGAAGCAUUUUCACGUAUUUUUAUCCCAUCAAUAGUUUUGAUAUUAGCAUCAUGGCUUCAUUUUUGGGUUCAUGGUUCAUGGUCAGUUCCACGAACAAUUAGCGCCGCAGUGCCAUUCUUCAUUUUUGCUUCUAUUUUAGUUAGUUUUAAUUGA